AUGCUAUCGACGCGCCAGUGGCUGCAAUCCAAAGCUAAAGAAGUUUCAGUGCUGUUGCAAACCCUUGAGCCUCAUGGUCGAAAUCCUCGUCGCUAUUCUAUCUCUCAAGCUCAUCAAGAGAGCUUCCAAUGGAUCUGGGAUACUCAGAACUCGAGGCCUGGUUUCAGUAAAUGGCUUCGCAGCGAAGAUCCCAUAUUCUGGAUCUCUGGAAAACCAGGGGCAGGCAAGUCAACACUGAUGAGGUACUUGAUGGAAAGCGAGCAGACAAUGAACCUCUUGUCCGGACAGUCAGAUGCGAUGAUUCUUGUUCACUAUUUCUUUCAUGAGCUAGGCGAGUCACAGGAGAAGAGCUUUGGAGGCCUGUUGCACGCCGUAGUCUAUCAACUUCUCAUCGGCUUACACAAGAAGAAUCAAGCUACCCUUUUCCGGCUCUGCGAACUGCUCAAGCCACACCUAUGUCUGAACCCCACUUCCAAAGCUGCCUUAUCGGACAACGUAUUGAUGACAAUACUCCGAAAAGUUGUCGCAGAGUGCAAAGAAACACUGGGGGUAUGUUUGUUCAUUGAUGGUUUUGAUGAGUGCCAAGGAGAUCACCGGGAGCAACUGGACCUCUUGGCAGAUUGGGUCAGGAUCUCGUCCGACAAGAAGCUUUCGGUGAGAGCUUGCAUCGCUAGCCGUGUCGAAAUGGAGAUAGAACUUCGUCUCUCAAACGAGCCCACCUUUGCAAUUCAUCGUUUUACGGAACAUGACAUCUCAACCUACGUUACCGCAAAACUGAGACGAGCUUGGGACUUGAUGGCCAAACAGCGAGAUGGGACAACAGCAAAAUAUGAUCAGGAGCUUGUUGACCGAGUCAUCGAAAAAGCUGAAGGUGUCUUCGUCUGGGUCACUCUUGUAGUCUCUCAGCUCGUUGUGGCCAUAGAGGAAGAGGCCGAAUCUCACGAUCUCUACAGAUUGCUAGCGGAUCUGCCAGAGGGUCUCGAAAAGCUAUACGCAAGUGUCGUCGGCAAAAUAGACCAGAGAUUUUGGCACGACACAGUCAACUUUCUCAGCCUUAUCCAGAAAUCGAGUCACUCGGCUUCAUCAGCCCGUGCGGACACUUUACUCAAGUUUAGUGCUGCUAUCCAGGACCCUAUGAGCGCAGUUUCGUGUAACGCGUAUUUUGAAACAGGCUUUACCACCGACGAUGCUGGCCUCCCACAUCAUCAGUGUGCGCAGGUGAGACGUCGGUUGCAACGCAGCUGCCGAGGCCUUAUCGAAAUCGAGGAUGCUGAAGACCUUCCGGGCGCUAGAGUGGCUUUUCUACACCGGACUGUUGAAGAGUACGUCACUGGAAGCCAGCUCUUUGAGAGAAUGCUUGACGAGGUAGACAGCAAACUUCUGAGGGACCCAGCCGUUGCUCUUAUGGCUAUGAACUUGCGCCUUGUGAAAGUCUAUCCAGAUACUGGAUCUUCUCAGAUUCCCUAUGUUGAGGAGCUGGAUCGGGUCCUCUCCCUUUCCUAUCCAGACUGGACCAACUCUCACUACGGAUGGCGAAUCCACAAAGCUCGCCCAGACUGGAACACGGAUUUAUUAAGUCUGGCUGUCAGUUAUGAUCUUGCCCUCUACGUUCACCAGCAGAUUAGGAAGAAUGGAAAAGGCAUAAUUGAGAAAGCUCAUGGUCGACCUCUACUCUUUUACGCUUUUGAUGAUCCAUCCUUGAACAGAUAUAAUCCAGGCGUGAACACAUGUCAAGCCUGCGAAGUAUUGCUCGAGAAUGGCGCUGAUCCAAUGGAGAAUUUUAAAUCACAUACACCAUGGUCAUUCGCGAUAUCGGCACCGUGCGAAUAUAUGGGUCCUCUCGAUAAUCAGCUUCACAUCGAGAAGCUUUUUACGCUCAUGCUCGAGCAUGGAGCAGAUCCAGUCCAGCCUGUUGAUCACAGGGACCGGCUCACGCAUGGAGCAAACCCAGUCCAGGGUUUUGAUCAGAGCAACAGCUACAACAGGUGGUUAUCACAUUUUGAAAAGCUUUACAGUACAGUCUUCCACCUCGCUCUGUACUAUGUGAGGCAAGAGAGAGAAUAUUAUGAACCAAUACUCAGAUUGUUGGUAGAUCACUGCAGCGACUUUGAGGCGACCGACUCAGAUGGUAUCGGAAUCCAGGACUGGGCGGACAGUCUCAAUCCAGAGAUGGGGACUUUCCUUGGACAGGAAAUUGCAGCGAAAAAGACACGUAAAAGACGCCGGAGACACUGA
Letharia lupina is the source of this 2235-nucleotide messenger RNA. RefSeq lists its product as uncharacterized. Bases 1 to 2235 code for a protein of 744 amino acids. The transcript is spliced from 2 exons. Lineage: Eukaryota; Fungi; Ascomycota; Lecanoromycetes; Lecanorales; Parmeliaceae. The record is from RefSeq and is a predicted model, not a curated record.